This is a messenger RNA of Cryptococcus wingfieldii CBS 7118, 1878 nucleotides long. RefSeq lists its product as hypothetical. The transcript has 4 exons. The record is from RefSeq and is a predicted model, not a curated record. Gene Ontology annotation, cellular component: catalytic step 2 spliceosome. Lineage: Eukaryota; Fungi; Basidiomycota; Tremellomycetes; Tremellales; Cryptococcaceae. The coding region runs from base 1 to 1878 and encodes 625 amino acids.
AUGCCCAGGCUGCCCACAGACCGCCUCCAGGGCGCAGACGACCACGCCCUCGUCCCCCGCACAGGCCCCGCCCGCCGCCUCCACCGAGCGCCCGAGCGCAGCCUCUUCCGCCAGCACGUGCUAAAUGAAGACACAUACACCGCCGCCCUCUCCCACAUCAUCGCCCGCGACUUCUUCCCCCACCUCCCCCACCUCCGGGCCACCAACGGCUACCUCACCGCCCUCCAGGACAACGACGCCGCCCUCCUUUCUUCCUCCGUCCGCACCCUCGCCGCCCUCGCAAGCCAGACCGAUCGCCGCAGGAGGGCCGCAGAUGACAUCGAUGCAGAGAGUAUCAGGCGCGAUACCACAGGGACACCCUAUAUCUCGGUCCCGGGGGCGAGGGACAUGCGCACCCCGGUGGGAGCCAGAGGAUGGGAUACCCCGCAACAGAGCACCCGCCGGAGACGCAACUCGUCGGAUUUCGACUCGCUAGAGGGCGAUCGUCCGUCCCUAGGAUCGUCUAGCAAACGCCAGCGCCGUCCGCCAGUCCGCGCAGACCUCUCUCUCGACACGUUUCAGCGCAACUUUACGUCGGAAGACAAUGCCUCGUUUGCCCAGAUCGUGCAGGAAGACAAUAGGGUCAAGAGAGAGGAGCGUUUUGGGUGGGCAUUCGAGGCGGAAAAGGCCGCAGAGACGAGACGGAUUGAAGGAGAGACGAAGCGUAAAGCCAUUUUGGAUGCCGCGACGAGUGGCCAGUGGAGAGUGAAUGGAGAGGGGAAGCGGCUCAUCGGCGGGUUGGCAGAAGGUGGCAAGGAGAAGGCAGAAGGGGAAGCUUGGAAAGAUGUCAAGCUCAUUGGCGCUGCCCCCUUGUCUGAAACCGGCGACACGUCCCAAGCCCUCGUCCCCGCUUCCUCGAGCCAGGCUCUGGUGCUUUCUGACCAACCCACUCAACUCCCCACUGAAAUACCCCUGCCUCCCAAACACCCACUCGCAGAAGCCCUCACAGACGCUGGUCUGCCCACCACUGCGCUGAUAUCAGCAAAAGAUGGACAGAUUGUGCCGCACCGCGAAGUCGCCACAGGCAGCGAUGCGCGUGCUACCGGAGAGGAAGGACAGGCGUUGGAAAAGAGGGUAAUGGGUGAAGGGGACAAGGAGACUGUUUCUCUCGGCGGAAGUGGAGUCGAUCUUUGGAAGUACAAGGCUCGAAACAACCUCAUGUACCCAGCAGACGCCAACGCUGACCCGUACGCCAAACCUCCCUCCAUCCACACUCUCCCCAUCAAUGGUCCGCGUCCGAGUAUCGCCCAUGCAAAUACACGUAUACCGGAAGAAGAUGCAGGUGGCAUGGGCACAAGAGCGGGUUCGACGAGGGCUAGUAGCCCGUCGAGGAGUGUUGUCAGUGCGGCCGUGCGUGGAGGUCCUCGCGAAGCCAUGCCGACGGUCAACAACUACCCGCUGGUAGCAACCGACCCCUCUCCCUCCCCGCAAGAUAUGCCAUCCCUUCUCACCUGGGGCUCUCUUCUCGCCACCCCUCGAGCCCUCGACGGCAACAAUGAUCCUCUCGACUCGACGCCCAGCUUCAGGCUGCCAGAGACAAAAAGGCGAGACGAGCUCGGCCGCAAAUUGGCUGAUAAAGCCGGUCGGGAUAUCAAAGAGCGUGCGAGAGGAUUUACCCGGCCUACUUCUGGAAUAGGUGGGAACAGGGGCAAGGGGGAUAUGGGGCCGCCGGGGACACCGAGGAGGCAAGCAGGAAACUUGACACCGGCUGCAAAGCGACUGUUGGAUAGGACGGUCGGCAGGACGCCAGUCGUUGGGAGUAGGACCUCGUCGAAUGACUGGGCCGGGAAGAGCUCCACAAAAAGUACAGGGUGGACACCGACCCCAAAAAAGAGAUAG